This is a messenger RNA of Spirometra erinaceieuropaei, 255 nucleotides long. The record is from the annotation of a GenBank genome assembly. NCBI's taxonomy places the organism in Eukaryota, Metazoa, Platyhelminthes, Cestoda, Diphyllobothriidea, Diphyllobothriidae.
AUGAAGAGCAGUGACGAAGCUGGGGAGGAGUUCCAAGAACAACUUUCUGCCCUUCUUGCAUCCGUGCCUAAGGUGGACAAGUUGAUUCCCCUCGACGACUUCAACGCCAAUGCAGACACAAUGUACGUCACCGGGGAAGAAGUGUUUAUUCGUUGUGGAUCACAGCACUGCGAUGGUUACAAAGCUCUUCUGAGGCUCUGCGCCCAACAGCAACCCUUAGUCAGUAGCAGUAUCUUUGUGACUCAACUCACAUAA